Trichoplusia ni (cabbage looper) is the source of this 1042-nucleotide messenger RNA. It is a transcript of the gene ATPsynC, whose product is annotated as ATP synthase lipid-binding protein, mitochondrial. The record is from RefSeq and is a predicted model, not a curated record. The coding region runs from base 178 to 576 and encodes 132 amino acids. The transcript is spliced from 4 exons. Gene Ontology annotation, molecular function: proton transmembrane transporter activity. Gene Ontology annotation, biological process: proton transmembrane transport; proton motive force-driven ATP synthesis. Lineage: Eukaryota; Metazoa; Arthropoda; Insecta; Lepidoptera; Noctuidae.
UGCGGUUAGAGGCAUAUACUGUGUGAUAGUGGAAAUAUUUAUUUGUGAACCUUCGAGUUGUCAUAGAAGACAGAUUUAUUUUUCUGACAGACUCAGCUCGCCGAAUCGGCCAUUUUCCGUCAAAUAUCCAUAAUUCCCUUUACCGUUGUCGCUCGCCGCACCUAAAUAAAACACAAAAUGCUGUCCGCCGCCAGAUUGAUCGCCCCUGCAGCCAGGUCUGCCAUCUUCAGCAACUCAGCACUGGUACGACCAGUGGCUGCUGCCAUCCCAUCGCAGGCACAGAUUGUCCCUGCUGCUCCUGCUCAGCUCUCAGCGGUGCGCUCCUUCCAGACCACCUCUGUCACCAAGGACAUUGACUCUGCUGCCAAAUUCAUUGGUGCUGGUGCAGCGACAGUCGGAGUAGCUGGAUCUGGUGCCGGUAUCGGAACAGUGUUCGGCUCCCUCAUCAUCGGUUACGCCAGGAACCCCUCCCUCAAGCAGCAGCUGUUCUCAUACGCCAUCUUGGGUUUCGCCCUGUCCGAGGCUAUGGGUCUCUUCUGUCUUAUGAUGGCGUUCCUGCUGUUGUUCGCUUUCUAAGCUAAUUACUUUUAAGAACACUACUACUGCCAUCCCACAUGACGAGGUUUCAGUGUAUACUAUCUGGAGUGGACGGCCAUGGAAUCGAAUGUGUGGAAACCUCACCCUCAUAGUGAUGCAUGGACUGAUGUGUUUAAGUGUUACACUUAACAAGUGCGCGUCAUCAGGAAUGCAAUUUAUUUAAUUAUGUAGUAUAAAGAAUAUCUGCAAAUAAAAUGUUGUACGUAAACAUUACAUUGAUGCUACAAUUAUUUCAAUUCCUGAUUUAUGUAGACUGUUCAAAAUCAUGUUAAACAAUUAGCCUCAUAUCAAUAGUCGGCGACAAUAUUAAAUAGUUGAGCCAGUGACUGCGUAUAAAUGCGUGAGUAUUGUCAUCGGGUUUUGAUGUGAAUGAGUUUAUCCUGUUCGAGAAUGUCGGCAUCUGUAUUGUACAUUUUUAGGGCGAUUAAAUGAUACAAAACCAACA